UCUCUGUCCCUCUCUCUCUCUCCUCUCUCUCUCUCUCCUCUUCUGUGUCUAAUAGUCCAUCAGAAGCGGAGGCCCGGUGCAUUUUGUUGCUUUUCCUCAAGUUUCCAAUUUGUUCUCUCUCUCUCUCUCUCUCUUCCUCUUCACUCUCCAACAAAACACAAGUUUAUUAACUAAGCAACAAGGACUUCUCUUUUCAACACUGCAACACUCUGAUCCUUCUUCUUCAUAUUGAGUUGAGGAGGGAGUGUUUUGGCCUGCUAAUGGAAGAUAAACCAUUGUUGGUAAUGUAUGAUGACCAAUGAAAUUUCUCAAUCUGAUUAACAACAGAAAUCAUUUUUGGCAUCGUUAAUGGCCUCAAAAACGGGUUUACGAGCUUCCUCAAAGGUGCAGCAGAAAACAGCUGUUAUUCAGACUGUACAAACUAAUGAUGUCAGGCCAUUGCCUCAGCCAGUUUUGGGGUCAAGCAAACCGGAGCGUGCUACUCCUGAACAAUUACCCAAAUCUUUACAGAACACAUCAAAGAAGACUGCAGUAGAAGCUCCUGAGCGUAAAAAGUCACCCAAUUCUAAUCAAAAUGGAACUUUUGAUUCCUUGAUUAAUAAAUUGAAUUCGAGCUCGUUGUCGGAGCAAGCAUCAACAGAAGUAGGUUCUGCUGUUACUGAUACUCGUGGCUCUCUAGAAAGUUCGGUCGAUCAAGAAAAGAAGACGUCGGAGUAUGGAAGUGUGAAGGACAGUUCCGUAUCUGCCAAGGUUAGCGAUGGGGCCAGCAGUCUUGCCAAGACUAGUGGAAGUGCAAAGAUUAGUGACCGGAUUGAUUUUGUUGAGAGUGGAAAGAGCAGCAUGUGUAGAGGGAGCACGAGCAGCGAUGUGAGCGACGAGAGUAGUUGUAGCAGCUUUAGUAGCAGCAUAAACAAACCUCACAAAGCGAAUGACUUGAGAUGGGAAGCCAUCCAAGCUGUCCGAGCAAGAGAUGGGGUUCUGGGUUUGGGUCAUUUUAGACUCCUAAAACGGUUGGGUUGUGGGGAUAUUGGGAGUGUUUAUCUCUCAGAGUUGAGUGGAACUAAAUGUUAUUUCGCGAUGAAGGUUAUGGACAAAGGUUCUCUAGCAAGUCGUAAGAAGCUUCUGCGUGCUCAGACGGAAAGAGAAAUACUGCAAUCUCUGGAUCAUCCUUUUCUUCCAACUCUAUACACUCACUUUGAGACAGAGAAGUUCUCAUGCUUGGUGAUGGAGUUCUGUCCCGGAGGAGAUUUGCACACUCUUAGGCAGAGGCAGCCAGGGAAACAUUUUCCCGAGCAAGCAGUAAAAUUUUAUGUAGCAGAAGUUCUGCUUGCGCUUGAAUACCUCCACAUGCUUGGGAUUGUUUACCGUGACCUUAAGCCUGAGAAUGUGCUGGUGAGGGAUGAUGGGCACAUAAUGCUCUCCGACUUUGACCUUUCCCUCCGUUGUACCGUCAGUCCAACUCUUGUCAAAACCUCAUCAAUGGAGUCCGAGCCCUUGCGAAAGAACCCUGUCUAUUGUGUCCAGCCAGCUUGCAUAGAGCCUUCUUGUAUCCAGCCAUCCUGUGUGGCUCCAACCACGUGCUUCUCGCCCCGCCUCUUCUCUAGCAAAUCCAAGAAAGAUAGGAAACCCAAGAACGAGGUUGGAAACCAAGUUAGCCCUUUACCCGAGCUCAUGGCAGAGCCAACAGAUGCUCGGUCUAUGUCAUUUGUCGGUACGCACGAAUAUUUGGCACCGGAAAUCAUCAAGGGUGAAGGUCACGGAAGUGCUGUUGAUUGGUGGACUUUUGGAAUCUUUUUGUACGAACUCUUGUUUGGUAAGACUCCAUUCAAGGGAUCCGGGAAUCGAGCAACGUUGUUCAAUGUGGUUGGGCAGCCUCUACGGUUUCCGGAAUCACCAGUUGUCAGUUUUGCUGCAAGAGAUCUCAUAAGGGGGUUGCUUGUAAAGGAACCACAGAACCGAUUGGCGUACAAACGAGGGGCAACCGAGGUUAAGCAACACCCCUUCUUUGAAGGCGUAAAUUGGGCUUUGAUACGCUGUGCCACCCCACCCGAGAUCCCCAAGCCCAUCGAGAUCGAGCGGAUUCCUCCUCCGACGGCUUCAUCUAGUGAAAAGGCUCCUACCAUCAUAGGAGCUCCAGAUCAAAAAGGCUCAAAUAAUUAUCUUGAGUUUGAUUUCUUUUAGCGAUAAUUAUGACGGGUCACAAAUGGUUUCUGUUGGGGGGCAAAAGACUUCUCUGGGCAUUUCAGGGAUCUCGUUGGUUAGUGAGGUUAAGUUCUUUUCUUGAUAGAUGCCGAGGAAUUUGUAUGUUUGCUUUUGUUGUUGCCUAUUGACAGUUUUCAAAUUUGUAUCAAAUACUUAUUUUGCAUGGAUUCUCUGUCGCCUCCUUUAAGGCAUGAAAAUGGUGCCCUUUUUUUUUUCUUUUCUUUUUUUUUUUUUUUGAGGGGAUUGGUGCCCUUUUUAUUACGCUUUUGCCAUCACAAUUUUCAUGUAUUAAUACCGAAAUCUCCGCAAGUUAAAUAUAAGAUAACUCUAAAGCA
This is a messenger RNA of Morus notabilis, 2537 nucleotides long. RefSeq names its product serine/threonine-protein kinase D6PKL2. NCBI's taxonomy places the organism in Eukaryota, Viridiplantae, Streptophyta, Magnoliopsida, Rosales, Moraceae. The transcript is spliced from 3 exons. Bases 349 to 2181 code for a protein of 610 amino acids. Gene Ontology annotation, biological process: protein phosphorylation. Gene Ontology annotation, cellular component: cytoplasm; plasma membrane; nucleus. Gene Ontology annotation, molecular function: ATP binding; protein serine/threonine kinase activity. The record is from RefSeq and is a predicted model, not a curated record.